This is a messenger RNA of Hylaeus anthracinus, 4885 nucleotides long. RefSeq names its product dynactin subunit 1 (gene DCTN1-p150). Gene Ontology annotation, cellular component: kinetochore; microtubule associated complex; spindle pole. Gene Ontology annotation, biological process: nuclear migration; establishment of mitotic spindle orientation. The record is from RefSeq and is a predicted model, not a curated record. The transcript has 11 exons. The coding region runs from base 259 to 4191 and encodes 1310 amino acids. Lineage: Eukaryota; Metazoa; Arthropoda; Insecta; Hymenoptera; Colletidae.
CGGUGGCCUUUCUGGAUGCACCCAACUAUUCCUUUGGAUGCUAGGUUUAUUCUGUCAGACCUGUCAGAUUCUGCACCUCGUUGAGUCAAAACGUGUCAUAUGUUGUCAUAUUUAGUUUCGACCCUAAUACAUAGUAUUUAUUUUGGAGUAAAGGGAAUGUGUGAAAUAGAAGGGAAGGUUUAAAAAGAUCACACUAGGUUAGAUGAAUCAAUGGACGUAUUUGCAAAGAAUCGCAUAUAAAAAUUCGAUACAGUUGAAAUGUCUUAUAAAAUCGGACAACGCGUUGAGGUUCCUGGCAAGGACUGUCAAGGAGAAAUUGCUUACAUUGGUCACCCAAAUUUUGCUUCGGGAAAAUGGAUUGGAGUAAUUCUCGAUGAACCGAAAGGAAAGAACAACGGUACUAUUAAGGGUCAUUCAUAUUUUAAGUGUGCAGAAAACCAUGGAAUGUUUGUACGGCAGUCCCAGCUUAUUUUAUUGGAUGAAGCAGGUAAUAGAACAGAACCUGUUAGUCCAUCUUCGGCAGGUAGUAGUGCUACUACACCGGAUGAAGCCAGCGUAGCAAGGGCUAGAAGUCGGUUAAAUAGUACACAUCGAAGGAAUGAACCCACUGCAGUACGGAGAAAAACAUCUCCUGCGCAUGUUACCCGGCAGCAAUCUGACAAGCUUUCUGGCUCACGAUUGUCUUUGGCUGGUAGCAGAACACUAUUGAGUGCACCCAGUACAGAAAGUUUAUCUGGAUCGCAACACGAACGUAAAGAUGGAGGAGAAUCGCUUAUACCGGCACCCACUUCUACUAAAAGAGCUUCAUUUAUCGAGAAGUCCCCUAGCACGAGCUCGCCUCCCGGCAAAAAGCCAAAGGCCCAAGAUGAUCACAAUAAUACAGGUUUUGUAGAGACAUUAAAACCACAGUUUGUACCUGGCCAAGUAAUGGCAGGUUCUGCUGCAGCUGCAAAUGUGGUAGAAGAGAAACUGUCACAAUUGCAACUUCAACAAGAGAAUGAAAACUUAAAAUCUCAGGUUCGUGACCUUACCGACAAAGUGGAAACUUUGCGUGUGAAAAGAAUGCAAGAUAAGGAACGAAUGAAAGACUUCGAAAAAACGAAGCUUCAAUUCGAACAACUUCUGGAAUUUAAGGCGAAAGUUAUGGAGAGUCAAGCUAGUCUUCAAAGAGAUCUUCAACGGGCACGUCAAGAAGCAAGGGAUGCGCACAUAGCUCGAGAACAAUUCCAAGAAGAAAUGGCAGAUCUCGCGGAAACUGUAGAAAUGGCUACAUUAGACAAAGAGAUGGCCGAAGAAAAAGCUGAAACGUUACAGAUCGAAUUGGAACAACUCAAGGAAAAAUUAGAAGAACAAACGUUAGAUCUAGAAAUAUUACGAACAGAAAUGUCUGAGAGGGCUGCUGGAGGGGGCUCUGCUACUGGAGCUUCAAAUUAUGAAGUAAAACAAUUAGAACAACAAAACAAUCGUUUACGAGAAACUCUGGUUAGGAUGCGAGAUCUUUCCGCUCACGAGAAGCAUGAAUUUCAGAAGCUUCAAAAAGAUUUAGAUCAAAAGAAAUCGGAAAUAUUAGAGUUAGGACGCACAAAAGAAAAACUGUCGGCACGAGUGGAAGAAAUGGAACACCAGAUAGCAGACUUGCAAGAACAGGUCGAUGUCGCAUUAGGUGCUGAAGAAAUGGUCGAAGUUCUUGGCGAAAAGAAAAUGGCAUUAGAAGAAAAAGUUGCAGAACUGGAGGAAGCUGUAUCAGAUUUGGAAGCUUUACAGGAUAUGUCCGAUCAACUUGCUGAAUCAUCGAAAGAAUUAGAAUUAGAAUUGCGCGAAGAAUUGGAUCUAGCUCUUGGAGCGGCCCGUGAUGCGUACCGACAUCGGGACGCAGCUCUGGAAACAUUGGCGGAUCGUGAGCUAACAAUUACUAAAUUCCGCGAGCUCACUCAACAAUUGCAAGAGCAAUGUUUGCAACUACAACAACGCGUACAAUCAACGGAAACCUCUAAAUUUGGAAUGGGAGGUGCGGAACAACAGUUAGCAGAGAUCUUAGACUUCCAGAAGACUUUCGCCGAAACCCGUGCUCAAACAAAAGCAGUUGACCUUGAGUUACGGCGAUUGGAAGCUGAAGAAGCACAAAAUCAUGUGGCCUACUUAUUAUCCUUUAUGCCUCCUGCAUUCUUAGUUCGUGGUGGAGAUCACGAUGCUAUUCUAACGCUUCUUCUAAUACCAAGAAUUAUACAGAAAACGGAAAUACUUAUAUCGCAGGUACGAGUCAAGUAUAGAUCGUUGGACAAGGUUGACAGGGCAACUGUAGUGAAGGGUCAUUCGGUAGCACAAUAUACAUUCAGAUCACAUCUCUGUUCGUACAUGUAUGCAUUGCAAACGUUCCUCGGUUGUUUCGAAUCGGCCUUGAGUGUUUGUACCCCUGAAAUGUUACUUAAAGCUGGCGCAGCUUACCCGGAAAUGGCCGCGCAAGAAAAAUCUUUAGAUUCCUUGAUAGAAUUAACUAAACGAGAUCAAUUGGAUGAAAACCUACCGAUGGACGCUAUCGAAAAAUGUUGUGGAUACUUUUGUACUAUGUUUAUUGUACUAUUCGGGGAAUCCAUCAACCAAGCUCGCUUGGUGGUUAAUGGUACGAGAAUGCUGGACAGUUCUUGCGAUGCUAUCACAACCAUUGCUGCGGCGAUUAAAACGUUAAUUGAAGGGGACGGUGGUGACAUAGGUCUUCUUUGUCAGCAUGCGGAAACGACUUGCGAAGUGAUACAACAGCACUUAAAAUCAGCUAGAAGACGAGUAUUGACCGAUCAUGGUACCGCAUUGCGUGCGGCGGAAUCUAAUUUAGGAUUGGAUAAGGAUUGCAGUGAACAGGUGUUUACGUGUUAUCGACAUGCAAUGAUGAUUGUGAAAACGUUACAAACAUUGUUAAAGAGUGCUGUACAAGCAAUUAUAACGAAUGGUGACUUAGAUACAGGACUCGGUGCGGAUAAAUUAAAAGAGAUGGCUUCUGUAGCGUGUGAAAAAGUGUACGAUACCGAAGAUAUAGGACCUGUAGCCACAAUUAAGGAAAGCUUGUCGAUCGUACAACUAUUGGCAGCCAAUUUAGCACAAAAAAUGGCCGAAUGUGAAAAUGAAUUGGCGAUAAGUGGACACUUGUCGCAACAACAGGAACAAGGUGCAGAGAGUGAAUCCUUAAUGCCCAUUAAGAUACGAGCACAAGCUGCAAGAAAGGAGGCAGAAGAAACGAAAGUUCUUAGUAGGAAAUUGGAAACCAGAGAUAGCGAUAUACUUGAAGCAAGAUUGGCUCUGAGAGAAAAGCAAAAUGAAUUAUGUGAGAUGAUCUUAAGGAAAGAUGUUGUUGAAAAGAAACUUGCGACGCAACAACACGAGCAUGAAUUAAACGUAGAAAAGUUGAAGAGAAAAUUGGAGGAAGCUCAAAAUCAACUGAAACGAAAAGAAAAGGAAUUCGAAGAGACGAUGGACCAUCUUCAAACAGAUAUCGACAGUUUGGAAAGUGAACGAGGUCAACUUAAGGAAAAAUUAAAAUCUAUUGGAAAAAAGACUAUGUCUGUAUCCGGAGCAGAUAGUAUAACUGGAAAUGCUGCAACAGUAUCAGGGCCUCAAUCGGUGGACAAUAAAUUCUUAAUACAAGAAAUAAGUGCUCUCAAAGAAGCUUUGAAUAGUGAAAAUCAACAAAAGAAAAAAUUAAUGUAUAAUGCAUUACGUACAAAAUUAGAAAGUUUGGAUCCGAUAACACUUCCGCCAAAAGCAACAUCGGCCGAUGUAAAAAUUCAAGAACUAAAACAGAAGACUAACAAUCUUACCAAAGAUAUUAAACAAAUUAUGAUGUUCCCCACUGUUCCUGAUUUGAGACGAAAGAAAGCAUCCGAUUUGGAAGGUCCAGUACUAAAAAAGGCAAUGCCAAUUUACCAAUUGUUACAACGUCAAAUAGUUAUGAGAGAAUUAAAAGAACGUGCUGAUCAGUUAGUGGGUGAAGUCCGCGAGGAAAUUGUAAAGAGAACGGCAGGAGGAAUGGCUGAAGCGAAUUUCGCAGUAUUUCCAAAUCGUGAAAUGGCAGCAGCGAUGAAAGAGAGUAAAUUGUUUGCUGCAGAAGUCGCAAUUCCUCAUAAUGGUCCGGAACAAGUUUUUACUGUCAAUGUAGGAACCCAAGAACUUAGGAAAAUUCAUACAUUACUGUGUUAUUAAUUCUUAAUUUGUAAUACUUAGAUUUCAUAUUAUCAUUAUGUAUUCAGCGUAGCGAAAUGUGCUAUCACGAAAACCGACUGGAAUACGAAAGUAUUGAUCUGUAGCUUUGUUUUAUAUUUGUUUUUACACAGCCUAUGGUCUGUGGUAGAUGAUCCAUAUUCUAUUGUAUUUAUAUGUAUACAUUUACUCUAUUUUGUAUACGAAGAACACGUAAUCGAUUAUGAAUUUGCAUCUGACGAAAGGAACAGAUUAAAUCUAACGAUAACGUAACUUUGGAGCGAGCGAGUUUUCUUUAUUUCCGAUUGGCUACAGCACGAUGACCGGUGCAUCGUUGCUAGUAGACUGCAGCAUUUUGUUACUUUAUAAAUUCAAAUGUUAUUAUUACUAACAAUGCGAACGAUAAUGUUCAGCACCUUUGUGGCUCCUGUAUAUCUUUUAAGAAUUGUCAAAUAUACGGCUUAAAAAUAUUUACAUAAAUAUCCUUUACAUAUUCCACGUGUCGAGAUUAUCGCAACAUAGAAACUGCGUGUUUCUUUAGAGCAGUUUUAUCGUACACUUUGAACAAUGUACUUUUACCAUUCUGGAUAACGAUAAUAAUUGCGUAUUGGCAUCAAAACUAACACUUAAUGAAAUAAACGCUAUAAUACAAUGUUUCAGUUUUUAUUUAUAGCGAUUAAAAGAGCAAUAAACUGUU